AUGUCAUUAGUAAACGUAUUCGUAACUUCACCGGAUACACACUCAGAGAGGCGCUUUUUGAGAAAUAUAACGCUAUCUGAAUUGAGGGCUCGUCUUGAGCCUAUCGUUGGUAUACCAUCACAGAAUCAAACACUCACGCUUGAUGGAGUUUUACUGAUGAAUAUGAACUUGAGUUUAGUGGAUGCUGGUGUGAGGGAGCUUUCUACACUCACCGUUGGUGAUAUCACAGACGAGAAGAACGAACGAGGUGGACAAUAUACCGAUGUAUCACAGGUGGAGAAAUACGAUAUGACUGAUGAGGAGUACAAAAACCGGAGUGAUACAGUGUUAGCAUAUAAGAAAGCGAACGAAAUUGGUAGAUUCAGCAAAGCAGCUGCAGAAGCCGAAAAAGAGCCGUUACCAGAGCAUAUCAAGGUAAAUGAUAGAUGUAAAAUACACCCAUCAACUGCUGGAGAAAUAGAGAGGCUUGGUCAUGUACGUUAUGUUGGUAAAACGUCAUUUUCACCUGGGAAUUGGAUUGGCGUUGAACUUGAUGAGCCAGUUGGGAAGAACGACGGGUGCAUACAAGGAAAGCGCUACUUUGAGUGUAAACAGAAGUAUGGUAGCUUUGUGAAGCCGGACAGGGUAGAAAUCGGGGAAUUUGAAGACGAGGAACUACUUUCAGAUUUAGAGGAAAUGUAGACUAAUUCAGACUUCUAUUUUGUAGAUUCGUCAAUUCUUCUCGACGUACAAGUUGUCUCUCGUAGUCUAACAGUCUGUCUUUUUGUUCUUUCUUGAGUUGCACGCGUUGCUGAUCCUUUAUGACACCCUGGAACAUAUUAUCCCGUUCAAUUUCCUGAGAGUAGUGGACGGCGAAUACGGUAGCCGCACUGAAAAAGAGACUGCCUAUAAACGCUAGUUUCGCUCUACUCGACAUUUU
Molecule: messenger RNA, 919 nt
Organism: Wallemia mellicola CBS 633.66
Lineage: Eukaryota; Fungi; Basidiomycota; Wallemiomycetes; Wallemiales; Wallemiaceae
Exons: 4
Coding region: 1-681 (226 amino acids)
Biological process (GO): cytoplasmic microtubule organization
Cellular component (GO): microtubule plus-end; cytoplasm; nucleus
Molecular function (GO): microtubule plus-end binding
Source: RefSeq, a predicted model, not a curated record